AGGGUGGGGUACUGCGCAUGCGUGGUGUCUCUUUGUGGCCCGGCUCCUUUUGGGUACCUGUCUGGUUUAUCUUGGGUCUUGGGGUCAUUUUCCCUUAUAAUUUUUGCACGUCCACUUUCAUCUAUACAGCCACGGCUCUUGUGCUACUCCGUACACUUUUUUCAUCUCAAUAUUAUCUGAAAGCGCUCAGGGCGUCGACAGCCACCAAGCAGAGCAUCCAUUCAUCCUUUCAUUGGCUUCUGAGGUUUCCCUGGCUUGCUAGCUCGUAUUAGCCAAGAAGACAGCUGUGUAGAGGGAUCCUUAAACAUGUCGGGUUACCAAGGAAAAAAGAACAUCCCUAAAAUCACAAGUGAUCGUCUCCUCAUCAAAGGAGCAAAGAUAGUAAAUGAUGAUCAGUCUUUUUUGGCUGAUAUUUAUAUGGAAGAUGGAGUUAUCAAACAAAUUGGUGACAACCUCAUUGUCCCUGGAGGUGUCAAGACAGUUGAGGCUCAUGGGAGGAUGGUGAUGCCUGGAGGUAUAGAUGUGCACACCCGGUUUCAGAUGCCUGAUCGAGGCAUGGUUUCAGCAGAUGACUUUUAUCAGGGCACUCGUGCUGCUUUAGCUGGAGGAACCACCAUGAUCAUUGACCAUGUGGUACCAGAGCCUGGCACUAGUUUGCUGUCAGCUUUUAACCAAUGGAGGGAAUGGGCUGACAGCAAGUCCUGCUGUGACUACUCUCUGCACGUGAAUCUCACUGACUGGAACAAGGGGACCCAGGAGGAGAUGGAGACCUUAGUGAAGGAUCAUGGUGUCAACUCUUUCCUCGUCUAUUUGGCUUAUAAGGAUGUUUUCCAACUUUCUGAUUCCCAGAUAUAUGAAGUGUUCAGUGUCAUCAGAGACUUAGGAGCCAUUGCACAGGUGCACGCUGAGAAUGGAGACAUUAUUGCAGAGGAGCAAAAACGUAUUUUGGAACUUGGUAUCACUGGUCCUGAAGGUCAUGUGCUUAGCCGCCCUGAGGAGGUGGAGGCUGAGGCAGUCAACCGCUCUGUCACUAUCGCCAAUCAGACCAACUGUCCUCUCUAUAUCACCAAGGUGAUGAGUAAGAGUGCUGCUGAUGUCAUUGCCCUGGCGAGAAAAAAGGGUGCUGUGGUUUAUGGGGAGCCGAUAUCUGCCAGCUUGGCUACAGAUGGUACCCAUUACUGGAGCAAGAACUGGGCAAAGGCAGCUGCCUUUGUCACUUCUCCUCCACUGAGCCCAGAUCCCACCACCCCUGAUUAUCUCAACUCUCUCCUCUCAUGUGGGGACCUGCAAGUGACUGGCAGUGCUCAUUGUACCUUCCAUACCUCUCAGCGGGCCAUAGGAAAAGAUAACUUUACUCUCAUCCCUGAAGGCACCAACGGCACAGAGGAGAGGAUGUCCCUGAUCUGGGACAAAUGUGUGGCAACUGGAAAAAUGGAUGAGAACCAGUUUGUGGCAGUGACCAGCACAAACGCAGCAAAGAUAUUUAACCUUUAUCCACGUAAGGGUCGUAUUGCUGUCGGAUCUGAUGCAGACCUUGUGCUCUGGGAUCCAGAUGUCACUAAAAUAAUUUCAGCCAAGACUCACAACCUGGCAGUGGAGUAUAACAUCUUUGAAGGUGCAGAGGUGCGUGGAGCUCCUUUGGUUGUUAUCAGCCAAGGCAAAAUAGUUCUGGAGGAUGGAACGCUUCACACAACUGAGGGCUGUGGCCGCUACAUUAGCCGAAAACCCUUCCCUGAUCAGGUGUACAAGAGGAUAAAAGCCCGCAGCAGGUUGACAGAGUUGCGGGGCGUUCCCAGGGGCCAGUAUGAUGGCCCUGUGUGUGAGGUCACUGUAACUCCCAAAAUAUCUGCUGUUUCAUCUGUGAAGAUGUCACCCACAAAACAGGAACAGCAGCCACAGUUCACCCACCAGCCUGUACGCAACCUCCACCAAUCUGGCUUCAGUUUGUCCGGCGCCCAAAUUGAUGACAAUGUACCCCGUCGUAACACCCAGCGCAUUGUAGCACCCCCUGGUGGAAAGGCCAACAUCACUAGUCUUGGUUAAGAUUGUGCUAGGCUGGCUAUUCUGGCCCAGAGGCCACUUGGCAGAUGUCAUGCCAUAUUCAUUAUUUUGCUACAACUUCUGACCCUCCCUGCACCCUACUAAUUUGUAUCAACUACCUUUUCACAUAGAUUUAUACUUUGGUGUCACAUCUGAAAUUAUGUUCCUUUUAAAAUUUGUAUACGUUUACAUGUCACUGUGCAGUUUUAACAGCAUCACAUUUGUGGCAGAUUUUUCAUGUCCUUAAUUUUAUUAGAAUGAGCGGGUGGUCUAAAAGCUCCCUCAGUUGAUUAGAACAUUGCAUUCUGUUACGUUACAUAUGAUCUGUGCAGCUAGACAAUUCAUCUGGGUCUUCCCUUUGUGUCUUGGUGGCACUUCCUCACUUUAUUUUUGUUAUUAUUUCUUUGUGAUUAUUUAGUUUUAUCUAUUGUUCCUGUGAACUGCAAUGUACAUUCUGCACUCAAAGGAAAAGAAAGGGUUUUUAAAAUGCUAUGCCUUGUUAUGUGAAAAAAUUCAUAGUUUUGAAAAUGUUCGAAAGUGAAUUUAAUAUUUUUCUCUUUUGUUGUUUGUCAAGAGCCUCCAUUCUAAACUCACUUUACAGAUUAUACGAAAACAACAAAAGCAUGAUCCAAUGUUAUCUUGUACCCACUUUGCUCUUGGUGCUAAACCACACUGAAUAAGAACCACUUUAGUACAUAGUCCUGCCAUGCCAUUCCACAUUGUAUAAUUAUGAGCUAGCAACUUUCACUUGUACUAGUUAUAAUUGUAUUUUAAGGUUUUCAUUGACCUGCCUGCCGGAUUUGCUGUAUAAGAUAUUGAUAGCACACUGUAUGUAUGAAGGCUCUGAUAAGAAGUGUUACCUCUAUAAUGGAGACCUGAAGAAGCUUUGGUGUGUAUGUCCACAGUGUGCUGAUGAUGUGUCCAUUGUUCUGUGUUUGUGUUGUGAAUGAAUUUUAUCUUUUCUCUAUCUCAUAAUACAUUUCCUCUCUACUAGCUACAUACACCAAACCACAAAUUGUGAUCAAAGUGUUCACAGAAGCACCAUAUUAUUAUGUAAAAAAAAAUAUUUUAUCUGUCAUUGCUUGUCAAGUGUAGGGUUUGUAUAUGAAGCUAUAAUGUGAAGUGAACAAUGACAAUGGUUAUAGCCUAUAUUGACAUGCACUGUUGUUACUUUCCUCCAGAUGGUGUGAUACUGUUGGAUAUUGUUUUGUAGGGGAACAGGGAUGUUUAAGGGAAACUAACCGCUAUGUCCACAAA
Molecule: messenger RNA, 3297 nt
Organism: Boleophthalmus pectinirostris (great blue-spotted mudskipper)
Lineage: Eukaryota; Metazoa; Chordata; Actinopteri; Gobiiformes; Gobiidae
Gene: dpysl2a
Product: dihydropyrimidinase like 2a
Exons: 14
Coding region: 307-2043 (578 amino acids)
Cellular component (GO): cytoplasm; cytosol
Molecular function (GO): hydrolase activity, acting on carbon-nitrogen (but not peptide) bonds, in cyclic amides
Source: RefSeq, a predicted model, not a curated record